CUAUUUGAAUCUAACGAAAAUGGCAAAAAUAUUUUUGCUGUUUUGUAGCUGUAAACGAAAGUAGCAGACGUAAACCCAGAUGUAUGAAAAGAAAAAAAAUGAAGAUAUAUAUAUUUCACAGUUUCUACUGAAAUGUAUUCAAUAACACAAAUGAGUGCUGUGACUUUGGAGCUUCCAGUAUAAAGAUCUCGAAGUAUUUGAAGAAACAACCUAAAUUCGAAAGAAGACAUCUCCGAAAAAAUGUACUUAAGAGCGAAUCGAAAGAAGACUAUGGUCAUACUUAUGGUCUGCCUUAUAAAAGCAACAUUGAUGGAUAAUAUACUUGGUUGCGCAGAGGCCCAUCGACGGGGAGAAACUUCUGUAACUUUAAACUCCUUCAUUGAAAGACACGAUUGCCGAGUUAUGAUGAAUUCUUUCAAUUGUUCAAGUUUUGCUCCGUUCCAGACUAUUGUUUAUUGGUGCAAAAAUCUUUCACCACCGAUGUUUUCCACUGUUCAAUGUGCGAAAGUUUGCAUGGAUCCCAUCACGAAAAAAAUAUUGAUUGGACCGGGAAUCGAAGUCUACAAGCCUAUAGCGAUAGAAAUGAUGAGACGUUUCGACUCUGCACUUUCUCCUCGUCCGCUUUCUGUACCAAUAGCCGUAACUUGCAUUUGCGCAAAAGAUAUGGCGGACUCUGUGAUCGGAUACUCAAAAAAACGCUUAAGAAAGGAUAAAAUUAUAAUAAACUGCUUAAAUGAAGAAUAGAAAUAAAUAAAUACGUUCGCUCAUGAAAGAUUGUACAUAUUUUUUCAAAAAUGUCUGAAAAAUGGUAUAUAUAUAUAUUAUAUAUGAAGAUUUUCUUUGAUGUGUCGUAAUGCAUAAUUGUUAUAUAUAUUUAUAAUAAUAAUAAGUACAUAAAGAUUGAUUAUGUAGUAAUAGUAUUUUGGAAAAAAAUGUAUGUUGUGGAAUAGAUACAUAUAUUUAUAUAGGUAUGAGAGUACCUUUGUUUUUGUUCGUCAGAAUAGUCUGUUUCGUUGAUAUAUCGUGCCUGUAAAACUUAAUUGUCAACAUACAUACCAUGCUAAUAGUGAU
This is a messenger RNA of Styela clava, 1071 nucleotides long. RefSeq lists its product as uncharacterized. The record is from RefSeq and is a predicted model, not a curated record. NCBI's taxonomy places the organism in Eukaryota, Metazoa, Chordata, Ascidiacea, Stolidobranchia, Styelidae.